UCAUCAUCAACAUGGCCUCGGUGAGUGUUACCUUGGAGAAUCAACUGCACAGCGCACAGAAGAACCUGCUGUACCUGCAACAAGACCAUGCCAACACAUUGAAAGGCCUACAUGCUGAGAUCCGCUGCCUACAACAGCACUGCACAGACCUGACAUAUGAGCUGACAAUGCGGAGCUCUGAUCCAGGUGAUGAUGGUGAGGCUCGCUGCAGAGAGCUGCAUCAGCGCUGUGAGGAGCUGGAGUCUCAGCUGAAGGCUAAAGAGCAGGAAAACACGGAGCUCCUGCGAGAUCUGGAGCAGAAGAACGCCAUGAUCUCGGUGUUGGAGAACACCAUCCGUGAGCGAGAGAAGAAGUACCUGGAUGAACUAAAGUUGAAGAGCCAUAAGUUGGCUGUGCUGUCUGGAGAGCUGGAGCAGAGAGCCAGCACCAUUGCCUACCUCACCUCCCAGCUCCACGCUACCAAAAAACGCCUUCUCGCCGGGGGCGCGGCGAGUAUAAGCCCCUCCGUCAGCCCCGUCAGCUCUUUGAAACCCACCCCUCCUCCCGUUCCUGCUGCGUCGGGAAACGACAAAGACGUCCGGCAACCCGAGACCCCUCGCAGGCGCAUGCGCAAAAGUCUUUCGCAGCCGCUGCACUCUGAAUACACGGAGCUGUACCGGUUGGGCGCCGCAGACGGCCGCAGGGUGGUACUGAGGGAUUCGGUAGAUGCCAUGCCAGAUCCCACACCAUUCCUAAAAGCCAGAGAGCCCGCGGCCCCCGUAGAGUCUCAGCCGGUGCUGCGGGAACGCCCCUCUGUAAUCCCGCCCAUUUCUUCUUCAGCCACACCCCCUGGACCAUUAAGCCCCACCCACACCCCAGUGCCCCCGGGUCCCAGGAAUAGCCCAGCGCAGGAGGGACCCCAUGCCCGUGCUAACGUGCAUAUAGGAGUGGCGCAUCGGAUCCACCGUUCGCCCUCAGCAGGUGGAGGUGCAGCCCGACAACAGGCGGAAGUGGAGACCCUCGCGGUGGACCAGGUCAAUGGGGAGCAGGUGGUUCGCAAACGCUCAGGUGCAGACAGAACUGUUUAAGACUGACAAAUGGCGUCUUAAAACAGAUAGUAUAUAAAUAUAGACGUAUUAAAACCAAUGCAGUAUAUGCAGAAAUCUUCAUGACUGUGAAAACACACAAACAUGGAUACAGAUGCUCAAAUCAUCAACAUAUCACAAACAACCUAGUCAACAAACGCAUAAAACACAAACACACACUACAGAUUUAAACAACUUACAAACACAAUAGCACAGCACAACCCUGGGAUAUGCUGAACAACACACACUGGCGAGUGAUUUAGGCAAAGACUGUUUUUGUGAGUGUCAGAGAAUAUGUGUGUGUUUUAAAGGGAAAGAUGGAGAGACUAAGUAUGGCAGCGAGAGCUUCUGUAUAUCCUGCUGCUUUUUAUGCAACACUGUAUAAA
This is a messenger RNA of Sinocyclocheilus rhinocerous, 1450 nucleotides long. RefSeq names its product coiled-coil domain-containing protein 92-like. The coding region runs from base 12 to 1067 and encodes 351 amino acids. The transcript has 3 exons. The record is from RefSeq and is a predicted model, not a curated record. Lineage: Eukaryota; Metazoa; Chordata; Actinopteri; Cypriniformes; Cyprinidae.